Ruditapes philippinarum (Manila clam) is the source of this 538-nucleotide messenger RNA. RefSeq names its product MORN repeat-containing protein 1-like. The record is from RefSeq and is a predicted model, not a curated record. Lineage: Eukaryota; Metazoa; Mollusca; Bivalvia; Venerida; Veneridae.
AAAAUAUUCGGAUAAAAUGCUAGCUUCUCACGUGACUCCAUGACAACGUUUGCAAAUGGCUGCGCCCAUGGUCUUUUAUUAAAUUUCACUUUAAGUUGAUAUUUCUUUGUUAUUUACGGACAAAAAUUACAGUUUAACAAUGCCAGGAGAGAAAAAAGGACAGAAGAAAGUGGAAGAUGGUCCACCUGCCAUUCUGUCAGGAACUUUUGUGUUCCCAAAUGGAGACAAAUACGAGGGUGAAUACAUUCAAGAAGAUGGCAGUUAUCAUCAGAAGCGGGCAAGGUGUUCAUACAACAAAACUGACGGCAGUGUUUAUGACGGUGAAUGGGCAAAUGGACAAAAUGAAUGGAAUGGCAAAUUGUCACAUCAUUUGGCUCAUUCUAUACAGGGAGAAUUUGUCAACAACCAGUUCCACGGCCAUGGAGUUUAUACAUGGCCCAAUGGCUCCAGCUACGAAGGAGAAUUUCAUGAAAAUAGAUUAGAGGGUAAAGGCAAUUUUACAGACACAGAAAAUCAGAUGUGGACCGGACCAGUCCGC